This is a messenger RNA of Solea senegalensis (Senegalese sole), 4075 nucleotides long. RefSeq names its product KIT proto-oncogene, receptor tyrosine kinase a (gene kita). Gene Ontology annotation, biological process: positive regulation of MAP kinase activity; multicellular organism development; B cell differentiation. The transcript has 21 exons. Gene Ontology annotation, cellular component: signaling receptor complex. Gene Ontology annotation, molecular function: cytokine binding; ATP binding; transmembrane receptor protein tyrosine kinase activity. The coding region runs from base 284 to 3265 and encodes 993 amino acids. NCBI's taxonomy places the organism in Eukaryota, Metazoa, Chordata, Actinopteri, Pleuronectiformes, Soleidae. The record is from RefSeq and is a predicted model, not a curated record.
GGCUGAACAUGUUGUUGACAGCACAGUCGCUCUCAGGUACCUGGUCGCCCCGCAUUGUCCCUCUGGCGCGCUCCAGGAGAAGAGCAUGUUUGCAGAUCGACAGCGGCUGCAGUUGCGAGCUGUACUGAGCAUCUGUGCCUUUAAAGACUUGUAAGUGCGCGUCUUGCAGAGAGCCCGCUGCCAACUUGCCACAACUCUGACACGCUCGGCGAGUCGAGCAGAGCAACGUUAACCAGAAAGGCACUGGCUCACCCUUCACACCUAGACCCAUGGAAUAAUAACAAUGGAAUACCACUGGAUACUGCUCUCUGUCUUUAUGUACUUAAUCUUCCGUCCAGGCAACACCAAGCCUACAAUUACCCCCAUUGACCAGGAUCACCUAGUCAUUGAUCUCAACCAGCGUUUUGAACUGCUCUGUCGGGGUGAGAGGGAGAUUCAGUGGAUGCGAGAGGAUCGGCCGAAUGUAAAGCUGCGGGAGGAGAAAAAGACGAAUGGCAUGUCCACGCUGCAGAUCGCCAAAGCUCAUCCUGGACACAUGGGUCGCUACAUCUGCCUGGAGAAGAGCUCUGGGGAGCAAGCCUCCAUCUAUGUCUACAUCAGAGAUCUUGACAAUCCCUUCAGAAAAUCAAAGGUGUUCAACAUUCUGACUCGUGUGGGAGACAGUGCUACCAUCCCCUGCCUAGCAACUGAUCCAAGUUUGGACAACCUGCAUUUGGAAACAUGCUCCAGUAGAGCUCUAGCCUCUGGUCUCCAGUAUAUUACGAGCCUGGAACAAGGCAUCGUCAUCCACAACACGCAAAAGGCCUAUGAAGGUUGUUAUGUGUGCACAGCAAAGCUCAGGGAGAAGCACAUCAAGUCACAUGACUACCACCUAACAGUGAGACCAGUCCCGCUUGAUCCUCCUGUGAUUGAGAUGCAGGCUCCCAAAAGAAUGAUUCUUACCCAGGAUGAGAGUCUGACCCUAACCUGCAACACCACCAAUGUCAAUGGAGAGAUCAAGUUGCAGUGGGUGACCCCGCCUGGUUCGGGUGCCGUCUGGUAUCCACAGCAACCAGCAAAGGUUGACGGUGCUUCACGUAUCCAGAUGGAGCACUUCACCCAUGUGCGCAGCUCCACCUUGCACAUAGCAGCGGUCAGACCACGGGAUGCUGGGAGGUACCGGUGCGAAGCUGAGAACGAAAAAGGGAUCAGCACACAGUCAGUGUGGCUUGACGUUUAUGAAAAAGGAUUCAUCACCUUAACACCCACAAACAACAGAACCAUCCGUGUUCGCUCCGGCGAGAGUUUAUCUUUAAAAGUGGAAAUGGAGGCUCAUCCAAGACCGCACACCUUUUCCUGGAGCUUCAUGGGCUAUGAGCUGUGGAACACAACUGACCAUGUCAUCACCACACACAGCCAUGAAUAUAGGUACAUCAGCGAGCUGAGGCUGGUGCGACUGAAAAUGUCAGAAGGGGGGGUUUACACCUUUAGAGCCUCCAACAGUGACACAUCAGUAAAUCAGACAUUUACCCUCUUUGUGAUGAGUAAACCUGAGAUUGUAUCUCAUGAGGGCCCAGUGGAUGGACAAGUGCGUUGUGUGGCAGAGGGGUUUCCUGCGCCCCAGAUCACCUGGUACUACUGUGAGCAGCCAUACAUCAGGUGCUCACAACAAAGAAAUGCCACACAGGAGCGGCAAAAUGUCAUCACGGUGACUUUGUCCAGCCCCAUAUUUGGGAAGUCAGAGGUGGAGAGUCGGGUGAACAUCAGCAAAGGAAGGUUCAAUACUCUGGAAUGUGUAGCAACGGUGGACGGAGAGCAGGCCUACACACUCUUCUCCAUCAGUGAGAGAACUGUUCCCCAUGAUCUGUUCACUCCACUGCUAAUUGGCUCCAUAUCGGCAGCGAGCACCCUCUGCCUCAUCCUUGUCAUUCUGUUCUACAAGUACAUGCAGAAACCAAAAUUCCAGAUUCAGUGGAAAGUUAUUGAAGGCAUCCAUGGAAACAACUAUGUGUAUAUUGACCCCACCCAACUGCCGUAUGAUCAUCAGUGGGAGUUUCCUCGAAACAACUUGCGUUUUGGGAAGACAUUGGGAUCUGGUGCAUUUGGAAAAGUGGUGGAAGCCACUGCGUAUGGACUCUCCAAAACAGACUCAGUCAUGACAGUGGCUGUGAAAAUGCUCAAGUCAAGCGCUCAUGCCACAGAGAAAGAGGCACUGAUGUCCGAGCUGAAAGUCCUCAGUUACCUGGGACACCACAUGAAUAUUGUCAACCUGCUGGGAGCCUGUACUGUCGCAGGCCCUACACUUGUGAUAACAGAGUACUGCUGCUUUGGAGACCUUCUUAACUUUCUACGGAGAAAAAGAGAAUCCUUCUUUUGCUUUAAGCUGGAGGAGGACUGCUACUACCGCAACAUUGCACCGCAGAGAGACGCAGCUGGAGACAGCUUGAACGGCUACAUGACCAUGAGGCCUUCUGCUGCUGGCAGCCAUCCUUUCAGUUCUUCCCUCGAGAAGAGAUGCUCACUACACAAAGGUGGCUCUUAUGUGGAAGCAGGUGAAGAGAGUGAGAUGUUUGACGAGGAUGGCCUGUCUCUCGUCACCGAAGAUCUUCUGAGCUUCUCCUACCAAGUGGCCAAAGGCAUGGAGUUCUUAGCCUCCAAAAAUUGUAUCCACAGAGACCUGGCAGCCAGAAAUAUCCUCCUUACUCAAGGCAGAGUGGCAAAGAUCUGUGACUUUGGCUUGGCCCGGGACAUCACCACAGACGCCGACUAUGUCGUCAAAGGAAACGCACGUCUGCCAGUGAAAUGGAUGUCCCCAGAAAGUAUCUUUGAGUGUGUAUACACAUUUGAAAGUGACGUGUGGUCCUAUGGCAUCUUGCUUUGGGAAAUCUUCUCACUAGGAAAUAGUCCGUAUCCUGGUAUGCCUGUGGAUGCAAAGUUCUACAAACUGAUAAAAGAGGGAUACCGAAUGGAUGCGCCGGAAUUUGCACCCAGUGAAAUGUAUCAGAUUAUGAGGGACUGCUGGGAUGCUGACCCCUUCAACAGACCCCCCUUCAGGAAGGUGGUGGAGAGGAUUGAACAACAGCUGUCUGAUGCCACUAAGCAUAUUUAUCUGAAUUUCAGCCUCAGACUUCCUGUGACGCCGAGAGCCACAGAGGAGCCGAGUCCUCAGAGUGCAGCAUUUCAUCAUCUCAACUCAGCUGGCACAAACAGUGCUGUGACCCAGCCUUUACUGGUCCAGCAUGAGGUCUUCCUGGAGGGGACAUCCCUCACAGCCCAGCGGGUAUAAUGACCCACCUGACCUGUCAGGCUGCCUCAUAAAGUGCCUGAAAUGUUCCGCCACAUACGAUCCAACCACUACACCCACCCACUGCCCCGGCACCAGCAGCAACUGUCACAUGCUGCAGACAGAAUAGCAAUUGCCAUCUAUAAAAAGGAAGCACAAAAAUGAACCAAUAUGGCUUUGAUCACUACUGUCGCAAUGAAUGCCUACACAUUACCGAAAGGGCAGUUGGGUGAAUGCUCCCCUUCUCACAGCAAAGAACUGUCAUGGUACAAGGGAGGAACAUGAGCUGUUACUUACUUGUCAUUCAUUUCAUUAUAACGCUGUUAUUUGUCUGUUAUUUUUGUUGUUUUUUUUUCAGUUACAUUUUUCCUACACAUUUCAUAAAGUUUGCUUUGUGUUUUUAAAGCACUCGAUAUCAUUCUUUUUUUUCGUUGUUUUUACACUUUGUGUUUGUUGUUCUUUGUUGGUUGUCUGUCAUGAACAUUUAUGUAGCGUCGUCUUCGAUUGGCUGUCACAAAUGUUAGAGGAAAUAAAAGCACUUGAGGCACAUGAAUUUCACGUCAUUCCGUUUAGGUUAUGUGAUGCAGCUUUUUGUUUCUGUUUUCUUUUAGCUCCUCUCGUCAUCAUCAUCAGUAUUAUUUCCAACUGUUCAGGUCUAUGUUUAUAAGAAGGAGAUCAUUUUUGGGGGCCAAUUUAAAUUGCAAUAUUGAGACACUGGUAUAUAAGCUAUUAGAGAGCAUGGCCGGUCAUGCUUAGAGUCCAUAAGUGCUUCAAGUGUUUUGAGAGAUACAUUUUGGAUGUUACUACAAAAGA